Messenger RNA from Trypanosoma brucei brucei TREU927, 2967 nucleotides. It is a transcript of the gene Tb927.6.820, whose product is annotated as pumilio/PUF RNA binding protein 4, putative. The transcript has a single exon. Gene Ontology annotation, cellular component: cytoplasm. Gene Ontology annotation, molecular function: mRNA binding. Bases 1 to 2967 code for a protein of 988 amino acids. The record is from RefSeq and is a predicted model, not a curated record. NCBI's taxonomy places the organism in Eukaryota, Euglenozoa, Kinetoplastea, Trypanosomatida, Trypanosomatidae. Gene Ontology annotation, biological process: post-transcriptional regulation of gene expression.
AUGGAGGCCAGUGCCGAGGUGACUGGCGUAGAUGGAAAUUUAGGAAAUGGAAAAGGAUGCGCAACCGCAAUGGUAACAAGAGGGGGAGGCGACGAGUUCUCAGAACGCAUUUGGGAGCGCCGCCACAACGCCAGUCUUUUGGGAGGCCCUUCCGCUGGCAAUUCUCCAAUGGAUGUGAAACGGUGCUCACUCUGGGGAAACUCACCGCCAUGUCCGCGGAGUGUGGGGCGACCUGUGGACGAUAACACCUUCACACGCUCAAUAGUCGGAGCGACAACGUCAUUGGAGGUUUCGCCUCUCGCCCCUGAGGGAGGCCUGUUAAUGGUUGAAGGAAGUAGUACCUUUACACCUUGUGCUUACCGCCGCCGUAGUUGUCAGCACCUUGGCGAACCUGCGGAGGGUAGCGCUACCACACCAUCCGUAUCCCCCACUUCGGUAGCCGCAGGGCUUACACCUUCUGUGUACAGCGCCCGCGCCACCAGGUCGGAAUCCGCACACGGUGCUGCCAUCAGUGGCGUCGCCGCUAUUGCUGCCGCCGCUGCAGCGAAUUCCACCACAGUGGCUUCUGCCAAUGCGAACAACACCGCCGGGAUCACAACUCAGCGAACAGGGGAACCACUUGAGCUGGCGGGAGAUCCUUCACCGGGAUUUAUUGCACGACUUGACUGGGGUGAUGCUGUUGAUCAAGUAACAGGUGGAGAAACCAAGGAUGUCCACGCAAGCAGAAGCGAUGCACAUUGUCUCAAUGAGGCGAUUGGCGGUAUUAAUCUUCUGGACGAGUUGUCGCCUUUAUGCACACCAAAUACUCGCAGAACGAGCGGGAGGUGGGGAUCAAAUUUGGGUAUACGUCCCACAAGUGAUUCUUCCUACAGCCAGUUGGCACGCCCAGAGAGGCUACCGCCACAGGAAAGCGAUUUGUUGCUUGGAGGUCGUAGUGCCGGAAUGGCCGAUUACCAACGUCAGCAGCAGCACCAGAAGCAGGAGUUGCACGACACCUACCCACUGCGUUCAGGACAGCCGUACGAACGGUUCACGCUCUCGUCGGCAGCUUCCGGUGCGGUAAACCGGAAUCCCAUCAUGAGCCACGGCAGCAGGAACAACAGCACGAUAGAUAUGAUGCAAACAUCUGGGACCAAUCCCAACAGGCGAAUCUCAUUUAUGUCGGGCUCCGAGCACCAAGGAAAGGGGUGGAGCGGCGAAAAGGCGAGGGAUGUGCACGCGGCCUUUGCAGAUCCCACUGCUUUGCUCCGUGCUGAAGAAGAUGCCGAUGCUCUCAUGCGGUUAGCAACAAAAGUGGUUCAUCACCGCCACUACAGUUCUCACCCAGUUAUGCAGCAACGAGAUCUAAACGUGACGGCGUUAGCCGGAAGUAUGAUGAGUGAAAACGGCCAGUCUGCUGCUUUUACUGCUUCCGGUUCACAAAACUCACACGACGCAGCGGCACGCUCGCGGGCCCCUGUUCAAAUGCCCCUCCACGGUGGCCGCAUCGUGAAGCUGGCAGCCGACCAACAGGGUUGUCGUAUGUUACAAUCCGUGCUUGAGCGCUUUCCAUUCCACUCCUCAGAGGUGCAAAAAGUUAUCUCCGAGUUGUUGCCGGUGCUUACAGAUGUUAUGAAAGACCCGUACGGAAAUUUUUUGGUCCAGAAACUGCUUGAGGUUGCGCCGGAUGAGGAACGGAUGCGGUUGCUGGACUAUCAUAUAUCGGCUUCCCUGUGCGAUGUUGCCAUCUCCCCGCAUGGAAACUACGCUGUACAAAAGUUAAUUGAUUCACUUCGCUCUAGUCAAGAAGUCCAAGUAGUUUGUCGGGCGCUUCAGCGUGGAACGCUGCAGCUUAUGACGGAUCUUAACGGUGGUCACGUUAUUCAAAAGCUGCUUCAAUGCAUCUCGCCGAAGGAUCUAACAUUUCUGUACGAUGUCAUUGUGAAGGACACCGUGGAUGUCUGUAACGAUAAACACGGCUGCUGCGUCGUUCAGAAGUGUAUGGACCACGCAAUAAAUGUGCAUCUGCAACGAACUCAAAAAGCAAUACUCCGUCACAUGUUGCAACUCUCCCUAAAUCCCUAUGGAAACUAUGUGGUGACUCACCUCAUCAGCAUGUGCAACUCGCAGUCACAGCGACACGUGGUUAAUGAAGCCGCUCACUGUGCAGGACCAGCCCUCGAACUUCUAUGCGCGAACAAGUUCGCUUCCAACGUGGUGGAGAAAAUUGUGCAGGGGUGUGCGCCGAGCGCCAAGCUAGAAUUGUGUCGAUUCUUAUUUAAUAGGUCCACAAUCAACACAGGGAUGUCAGCGAGGUUAAUGGGGAUGGAUUACGUUUUGGGGGAACAGGACCCACAGCAGCGGUUAAUGAUCCAGCCUGCCGCUGCAUUUGUUACUCCGUAUCAGGAAAACACGGCAUUGGAAACCAUCGUCCUGAAUUCAUACGGAAACUACGUUGUGCAGACGAUGCUUGAUGUGCUUCCCAUUAGUCCUGAGCUUGCUCAGUUGCUUUUUCUUUUGCAUAAACUCAGUCCUGAAAUAAUGAAACACAACUUCGGAAAGCGUAUUGCCUCCAAGAUGGAACAGGCAAGGGAACGUAUCAUUACCCACUUGCAGGAAAGGGGCGUCAACGCGGGUGAGGCGGAUUUAAUUGGGAACCGUUACACCGACCGUCUGGCGGAUGUCAGUCGCUCCGUCAUCGAGUCGUCGUUUCAUUCAAAUAUCCCUAUGGAUCGGCCAGCCACCAAUUACAACAUCAAUGGCAGCGGUACGGCUGGCGAAACACCGCAGAUGAAACCACAAGAAGUCGAAAUCAUUAAAGCGCUUUUGGCUUCAUUGGGAAGUUUCGCACCGGCACCACCACCACCACCCGCCAGCGCCGCCGGAUCGGUGAGGGGUCCGCUAGCAGACGUUCAGAGGGCUGUCGAUGUGAUUAGUGGCCCGCGCUCAAAUAAACGAAAGCAAACGCAACGCGGCAGGAAGGGAUGA